UUUAUGGCUCUUCUAUCUCAAUCGUUUAAUGAUCAGUUUGCAAGAAAACCUGCUUACACUGAAAAUGAUUUACUUGAUAAUCUAACGGUUCAUUGUUAUGAUAUAGAUAUCCAUGAAAAACGACACAGUCGGCAACUUAAUAAUACAUUAUUAAUCGAUUUCCUCAAGCUUAAUUUACAUUCGACAGAGACAUACAUUAAAGCUAUGGGGACAUUUGCAUCCUUUUCAGAAUUUCACGAAUAUCUCCAGCACAAUGUUAUUUCAUUGGUUGCUGAUUGGCCAGGUCAAAUACUUCCUCGAAAAGUGAUUACGAUGCAACAACAACAAGUACGGAAGAAUAUUCAAACAGUGGAAAAUUAUCAUUCGCUAAUUCGCCGACAAACAAGAGAAACAGAUACACCCGAACAACUUUCAAGAACAGCUCGCGUUAUCAAUUGCCUUCGUCAUGAUAAUGUGUUUCAGAGUACAUUCGUUUCAACAACAAAAUAUCCUUAUUGUAAAGAAGAUCUAAUAGGUUUAACUAACAAAGUAUCUAUCUUUCUUCUAGAACUGUUUGCUGAUAUUAAAAAUAACACUGGGAAAAGCGAAUGGACAAAACGUGACAAAAACAAAGUUUCAUGCCAUCUUGCAACUCUUAAUAUAGACGUAGAUCAACAGCAUUUGCCAAUGGCGUUCAGUUCAGAAUACCCUCCGUUUGAUCCAUCAGAAAAAUGUCAUCUUCAGAAUUCUUGUAAAAUAUUGCAAUCGACUUCUGAUCAGUCUAUUUCACUUCCAUGUGGCCACAUUUAUCAUCAAUGUUGCUUGCAAUAUCUCGAACAUAAAUAUACGAGUAUCGGUGAAGAUGAUUCUGAGGUUGAUCUCAGUCAAGAAAACGAGGUUCAAUCAACGAAUAAUGAUAAUGGAGUCGAAGACUUAUCAAAGCAACCACUAUUUAAUCUAAAAACUUCAAAUUAG
Ambispora gerdemannii is the source of this 954-nucleotide messenger RNA. NCBI's taxonomy places the organism in Eukaryota, Fungi, Glomeromycota, Glomeromycetes, Archaeosporales, Ambisporaceae. The record is from the annotation of a GenBank genome assembly.